Messenger RNA from Octopus bimaculoides (California two-spot octopus), 7000 nucleotides. RefSeq lists its product as uncharacterized. Gene Ontology annotation, biological process: regulation of transcription by RNA polymerase II. NCBI's taxonomy places the organism in Eukaryota, Metazoa, Mollusca, Cephalopoda, Octopoda, Octopodidae. Gene Ontology annotation, molecular function: DNA-binding transcription factor activity, RNA polymerase II-specific. Gene Ontology annotation, cellular component: nucleus. The record is from RefSeq and is a predicted model, not a curated record.
UGGCUUAUAGUGCUCAAAUGUUUAUGCUGUACAGGGUGUCCACAAAGUCUGGGUACAUAGAGUAAAUAGAAUCAUAACAUAAACAAUUAAAUGUGAGAAAUUAUAAUUUCUUAAAGUAUGUGUUAAUCCCCAUGUACCCAGACUUUGUGGACACCCCGUAUAUUAUUAGCCCACUCUCUCCAUCAAAUUGUCAUUGCCUGUACAGGUGCACGCUGUGCCACAGUCAGACGUCUGAGUGAUCGCAGAAUAACGUGAGAUGAAGUGAGUUGCUCAAGAACACAAUGCACCGCCCAGUCCUGGAAUCGAACUCACGAUCUCGCGAUCGUAACAACUUAACCACUAGACCGCGCACCUUCACACACACAGACACUCAUACAUACACAUGAGUUAUGUGUAAUUCGGAUAUCCACUCCGUAUAUUAAUGUUAUGUAUGUGAGUGUGUGUGUAUUUGAGGGAGAGAGAGAGAAACAACGAAGUGGGCAGGUCGUUAAGCCAGUUGUCUCCCAUGUUUCUGAGAUUUAUCUUUUUCUGUACAGACUGUAGAACUGUGCAAGUUACUUGGAGAUACAACGGAAACGUUUUAAAUGAAUUACCAUCUCCAUGGUGUCAAACAGUCUCCGCAUUUUGGUGUAUUUUUACCAGGUAAAUGCAUUGGUAUGCUUGCAGUUAUUCUGUGGUGAUAGCAGUUUCUCAUCAUUUCCAUGGAAUUUGUGGCAGUUAUCAUCUUCAGUUCUGUGAUGGCAGCACCACUUGACCAAACUCACUUCUCUUAAGUUUUAAUCGUUUUUGCACAAAACAUUAUUAUGAUGUGCAGAUUUUGCCCCCAGAAGCAGCAACAGCAACAACAAAAAUAUGUUUGCACAAAAUUCUUGAGUGCAUUUAAACCUGAAAGUAUUAAGAUGGUUUUGGCAUCUAUUUCAUAAAUGCAAAAAAGAAAGAAAAGAGAUUUAAGUAUGCAUACAGUAUAUAAAGUAUGUUACUUUAGGGUUUUGAUGAUGGAUGGUGCCUGUGAACCAGCCAUGCAUCACUUUUGAACAAAUGUAGCUUUUGCAUAUGUGUUUGUUUCCUUUGCAUGCUGGUUGCAUAUUUGCAUUUGCACACAGAGGAAACAGAACAUUGCAUAGCUAUUUUCCACAGUGACAAUAACUUCAAAGCAACAAAUUCAUUUAUUUAUAUAUUUUUAUCAUUGUUUCAUUCCUGAAAAUUUGUUCCUUUUAAACCAUUUACACACACACACACACACACACACACACACACACAUCAUCAUCGUCGUUUAACGUCCGCUUUCCAUGCUAGUAUGGGUUGGACGAUUUGACUGAGGACUGGUGAAACCAGAUGGCUACACCAGGCUCCAAUCUGAUUUGGCGAAAAAGAAGCACACUCUAAAGAUAGAGCUGUAAUGUAUUUAUAUGCAAUUAAAUAUAUGUCUGGUCAUAGAGUGACCAAUGGUUUUGCAUCCAUGAAGCACUUAGCUUUAUAGACAACUCGUCAGGCUCUAAUGGCGGAGGGCAUAUGACCUCUCAUCAAACUGGAGGGAGGAAACUGUGUAUAUAUAUAUAUAUAUAUAUAUAUAUAUAUAUAUAUAUACAUACAUACUUACAUAUACCUUUCAGCUUGAAAAAUACCCGUCAUCAUGCAGGCCAAAUGUGAAAUAUGUCACAAAGAAUUCUCUCAGAAAAUCUAUUUGAGAGUACAUAUGAAAAUGCAUACUGGGGCAAAACCAUACCAAUGUGAGGUUUGUGGCAAGGAGUAUGCUAAGAAUGCUCAUCUUAAAAGACAUGUUGAGACUCACACUACCAGGAAAAUUCAUCACUGCGAUGAGUGUGGCAAGAAUUUUACUGUACAAGCUCAGUAUGAAAUGCAUGUGAGGAGACACAAUGGAGAAAAACCAUUUUGUUGCAAGAUGUGUACCAAGGAUUUUGCAACUAAUUACCACCUGAAAAGACACAUUGCUAUACAUUUAGGGCUGAAACCAUACCAUUGUGAUAUUUGUAGUAAAGACUUUACAACGAAACCUCAGCUAGUUACACACAUCAGGACACACACGGGAGAUAAACCUUUUGGCUGUGAAAAGUGUGAUAAGAAAUUUUAUAAUAAAUCUCAUUUAACAAGACACAUCAAAACUCAUUUAGGUGUGAAGCCUUUUCCUUGUGGAGUUUGUGGAAAGAGUUUUUCUAUUAAAUCUUUAUUGGAAAUGCAUUGUAGAACGCAUUCAGGCGUGAAACCGUUUCAUUGUGAUAUCUGUGGGAAAGACUUUUCUCAUAAAUCCAGCUUAGAAGUCCAUAACAAAUCACAUACUGGUGAUAAACCCUUUACCUGUGACAUUUGCGGGAAAGGGUUUGCUUCGAAGAGUUUCCUAAGGAAACAUGUCCGAAGACACACAGCUGUGAAGCAGUUUCACUGUGAAGUCUGUGGCAAAGAUUUUCUGCAGAAAAAUAAUUUGGAAAUACACAUGAGGAGACACACAGGUGAAAAACCUUUUGUUUGUGAUAUGUGUGGCAAAGAAUUUGCUCAGAAUUUCCAGCUGAAAGGGCAUAUGAGAAUCCACAGUGGAGAGAAACCAUUCACUUGUCAGAUUUGUGACAAAGAAUUUGUUCAAAACUUCCACUUACAGGGUCACAUGAGAAUGCAUCUGAGAGAGAAGAAUUUGCAAUGCAAAGUAUGUGAGAAAACCUUUUCUGAAAAUUUCCACUUGAAAAGACACAUUCGAACACAUACCGGAGAAAAACCCUACCUGUGUGAGUUGUGUGGGAAGGGGUUUUCUGACAAUUAUCACCUGAAACGACACAUUCGGAUACACACGGGAGAGAAACCUUUCCAAUGUGACAUUUGUGAAAAGCAGUAUGCUGAGAAAAGCUUGUUGAAAAAACACAUCAAAACACACACACUGGAAAAUAUUUUCCAUUGUCAGGUCUGCGGUGAAGACUUCUUCGAUUACUUUCAUCUAAAGAUUCAUUUGGAAUCACACAUUGCUUAAACAUUCAAUUACAUCUGGAACCAAGAACUGGGAUCAUUGUCACAAUGAAGCUGUUAUUGUUGUGGGUAUAUUUAUUGUUUUGUUGACACAUGUGGACACAGUAAAGACCUUAUGCCAAAUUACAUUACUUCAAACUGGAGGCUUUACUAUAAUUAGUUUAGUACCUCACAUAAAUAACCACAAGUGAUAUACUGUCAGGGGAGAUAAUACAAGAGGCUCAAUUUAAUCAACCAUGCUGAAUAUAUAAUAAUUAAAAAAAUCAUCUUGAAGACCUUGUCCAAUGAAGUUUCUGCUUGUCGGUGUGUUAGCAGUGGACUGACUAACUGUUUGACUGUAUCUAUCUUUCUUGUUACUAUAUUGUUCAGUGUUCAAAUCCUGCCAAAGUGAGAGUCAACUUAACUUUUUAGGGUCUCUAAGAUGAUAUGAAUUGAAUGUCACUAAUAAUCGGAAGUGGGAUGCGGGAUGUGUCAGCUCACUCCGUUAUAACCGUCGUUACAAAAAUUAACUUUUUAUAUCCUCUGCCUCAUCAAAAAGAGAGUGAACUUUGUUGUUUGCCCCCCACCACACCACACCCCCAGCAGAUAUAUCUGGAGAAUGUUGACAGUCUCGUUGAUAGAAAUAUUGGACAACCAACCAACCAACCAGCCGAAAGGGAUCAGCUAUUUGAAUCUUGUUAAUAUUACUGCUGUGUGUAUCUGUAGACAAGACAUUUAACUCUUUCAAGUGGUCCAACCCACUGAACUUUUAAUACGUUUGAAAUAAUUCACCAUUGUAUGUAACAGCAACACUGUAGGACUUUGGCAGGCAAUUUGUAAAUAUUGCUGAGCUGUCCUGAGUUUAGUUCCUUCUGUGGCUACAAAAUAUUGUACAACUUGGUGAAGUGUGAAGUUCGACAAACUGUCUGCCUUGUCGCAGAUACACAACAUCAAACCUAUAUAUUUUCAUGACUGCUCUUUAAUCCAAUGGAGUGAUUCAGAAAUUGCACACACAUGUAAACAUGACCUAAAUAUAGUUGAAAAGUUUUCUUUGCAAUCACAUGAUCCUUGGUUUGAUCCAAGUGUGCUACACCUUGGUUAAAAAAUUAGGAUAAAGUUCCUUGAAUCAUAUAGACUCAUAGCACCAGUUUCCUGGUUUCUGUGAUGUAUAUAUUCCUCACCUGGAUGGGACGCCAGUCCGUCACAUGGUUUCUCAUUUUUGCCAGCUGAGUGGACUGGAGCAAUGUGAAAUGAUGUGUUCUCUGCUCAAGAACACAAUGCAUCGCCCAGUCCAGGAAUUGAAAUCGCAAUCUUACAAUCACAAGUCCUGCAACACUCUAACCACAAAGCCAUGCACUUCCACUGUAAAAACUGUGUAGAAGCCCACCUAAUGAGCUAUACUUGUUCUUGCAUGUUCUGUGUAAUUCUUCAUCCAAUUUAACACCACUACAAGACACUGUUCUCUGUGAACUGCACAUGCAUGCACAUAUUUUGCAACCAAUGCACAAGUGACAUUACUGUGCUUAUGAAAACUGAGUUGACGAAAAUUAUGAUUUCAAAUUUUGGCACAAGGCCAGCAAUUUCAAGCAAGGGAAUAAGUCAAUUACAUCGACCCCAGUGUUCAACCCCGAAAGGAUGAAAGGCAAGGUUGACCUCAGCUGUCUAAAAUAAUGCAAUAAUUAAUAAUUAUUGUUAUGUUAGAUAUGGCCAUGAUUCAGUGGUUAUGAUGUGCACUUCACAACCGCAUCAUUUUGGAUUCCAGCCCAUUGCUUGGCACUUUGGGCAAGUGUCCUCUUCUGUAGCCUUUGGCCAACUGAUACCUUGUGAGUGAAAUUUGGUAAAUGGAAACUGCAUGUUUUUAAACUGGUACUCCAUCAGUUACAACAAUCACUGUUCUGGUAGGUUCGAUCAUCAGAAAUCUAAAGGAUUUGUCCUUUCAUUUAGUGAUUGACAAAGCAUCUACACUAGGAUUCACUCUGUUUACUAAUGGUCUGUGACUGGACAGCAUUGCUUCAACCCUUAUGUUACCAAACUUUUGUUAAAUUAUCCUGCCUUUGUUUCAAUUAAUUUUGAAAAUGAUGGAGAAUUUAAUGAAAUAACUUUUGCCAUUAUUAAGCUGGUGUAUGGAACAUAAAUUAACUAGAAAUUUUAAUGAAAGGUUUUAACUUUAAAACAAGAUGUUUAUAUCAUAGAACCAAGAGGGGUAGUCUCAAGUGGGUUGGUAUCAAAAGGGUUAAAAAGAAAAUGUCUGCAGGACCGUUUGACCUCCUAUGAAUAACAGCCAAAUAUCCCUCAAAUUAUACCUUGCCAUCUUAGAUGAAGGCCACACCAAAAUAAUCAAAACAAAAAAAAAAAAAUUUGACAUGAUGGUCACAGCUGGAAUGUGUAUCAUCAUAAGUCUACUUGAUCGGGCUGAUCUGGGAACUAAACAAUGAUAAACUACUCUCCUAUCAGUAUUAAUGCAUAUUGAUUUUUUUUUUUUGAUAUCUUGAAAUAUUUGUGUCAUAUCAAAGAUUGAGAGAACGCAACAAACCAAAAAGGAAUGAUGAGACUUGACCAGAAACACUGAGGUGAAGUUAAAGAGAACUCAUAAAGAACUAAUGAAAAUGUUGGGUUGAAGUAUAUUUUAUCUCCAUGGCACAAACAGAUGUACCCCUCUUCCCUGCUAAAAAGAAAAACAAAUGAAAAUAUUUUAAAAAUGGUACUACAGUUUGGCACUUGUAAACAUGUCUGUAACAUUUAGAAAACAUGGGGAAAACAACAAUUUUUUCAUGUCUAUUUUUCCAUCUGUUACUUUUAUGACUAGUCAGGUGACAACAGUUUCCAUAGAGACUGUGUGUAGCUGUGUGAUAAGAAGUUUGCUUCCCAACCACAUGGUUCCGGGUUCAGUCCCACUGAAUGGCACCUUGGGCGAGUGUCUUCUGCUUUCACCCCAGGCUGACCAAAGCCUUGUCAAUGGAUUUGGUAUGGAAGAUCAAAGAUGUCUGGCAUAUAUACAUUAUAUGUGUGUGUGUGUGUUUGUUUUUGUUUUGUGUUUGUUCCCCACCACUACUUGACGACUGGUGUUGGUUUGUUCAUGUCCCCAUGACAGCAGUUUUGCAAAAAAAGAGAUUGAUGGAAUAAGUACGAGUCUUAAAAAAUUUUUUUAAAAAAUGUCCUGGGGUCAAUUCAUUCAACUAAAACCUUUCAAGGUGGUGCCCCAGCAUGGGCAAAAUCAAAUGACUGAAACAAGUUGAAAGAAAAAAGACAAAAGAUGGUCAUUUAACAAUCAUAUUCUCAUUGAAGCCAUUUUGUCACAUUGACAUUCCUAUUUUCUAAGAUACCAUCUUGUAUUUAUGACUGAACUUGUCACAGUCCUAUUCUCAUAGAAACAAUCAUAUGACAGUUUUUCCCCCCACCACCACCACCACUCAUAGAAACCAUCUUGCAUUUAUGACUUGUCUUAUGACAGCUUUGUUUCCAUAGAAGCCCAUUUAAUGUUUAUGAUAAACCACAUAGUUAUAUUCAUGUAGAAACCAUCAAAAUUUUAUUACUCGUCACUUGGCUGUUUUGUUCAUAUAGAAACUACCUUAUUUUUAUGAAUGUGUUCACAUGACAAUUUUGUUCUCAAAGAAGCCACCAUACAUAUUUGACUGUGACCAUGUAAUGGUUUCAUUUCCAGAGAAACCAUCCAGUAUUUAUGAGAAUGUUCCCAUAGAAGCAAUCUUAUGUUGAUGACACUGAUGUGUAUGACUGGUUCAUGUACAUGACAAAUGUAUUUUUUUUGUCUAUUCCCUCUCAGCCUCCUCCAAGAGAAGCAUCUUAUGUUUAUGACUGUGAUCAUGUGAUAGUUUUGUUUCCAUAGAAACCAUUGAUAAAAAUGAUUGAUCGCAAGCUGAAAGAAGUGACAUCUUACAGAAAUAUAAUAUAAUAUAAUGUAAUAUAUUAUAUGUCACUGUGAUAUCAUGUGAUAUCCUCUUGAUUACAAAGACGUGAGAAAACACCAUAAGGUCGUGAUAUCAUAGCAAACACAUGAAAACAACAAAAGAAAUAAAAUGAUAUUUAUGAA